Messenger RNA from Enterobius vermicularis (human pinworm), 825 nucleotides. The record is from the annotation of a GenBank genome assembly. Lineage: Eukaryota; Metazoa; Nematoda; Chromadorea; Rhabditida; Oxyuridae.
AUGAUGGAUUACGGUGGUUAUUUCACUGCUCAAUCCGGUGACAGAAAUGACGUGACACACGGCGUUAAUCCUUUCAGUCUAAAUCCUGGCUUAAGUUUUGGAACUAGUUCGAACCCCGGAAACGGGAUAUCCUGCGGCAAUCAUGUACAACAACAACAACUGUAUGGACAAUAUGCAAAUACCUAUGGACCUUUAGCUGGCUCUGCCCGAAGUCUUGGUAAUGGUCAUCAUGCUAUAAUUCCAUCGACUAUGAAUGCGACAACAUCAUCAUCGGGAACCAUAGGAACAAAUAACUCACAGGUUUACCGGCCGACUGGCUCACUUCAAGCGUUCUUUCAGUCAGGCCUUCCAUACAAACUGUACCAAAAUCAAGCCACACUUUUACCUGGAACAAAUGCAGUACGUUCAACAUCUGCAAGUUUAAUGGCUGGUAUACCCGGACCAUCCCUUGUCGGCGCUAUAUGUGGGAGUGGAAACCCUUCCGAAAGGCGAAAGCAAAGACGGAUCCGCACAACUUUUACCACUGGACAAUUGAAAGAAUUAGAACGAGCAUUUCUAGAGACCCAUUAUCCAGAUAUAUAUACAAGAGAAGAUAUAGCCAUGCGCAUUGACCUUACUGAAGCCCGUGUGCAGGUCUGGUUCCAAAACCGUCGAGCAAAAUACCGGAAACAUGAGAAACAACGCCGAAUAAAAGAAGGUAGCGCGUCAGAUGUCGACCUCAGAACAGACAACAACCACCCUAAAAGUGACUCCGAUACCGGAUCCCCUUCGACCGGCAACCACGCCAUACAAAACAACGGCUUAUCAUUAACCGGCAUAUCAUGA